Messenger RNA from Mucor mucedo, 486 nucleotides. RefSeq lists its product as uncharacterized. The transcript has a single exon. The record is from RefSeq and is a predicted model, not a curated record. NCBI's taxonomy places the organism in Eukaryota, Fungi, Mucoromycota, Mucoromycetes, Mucorales, Mucoraceae. Bases 1 to 486 code for a protein of 161 amino acids.
AUGUUCGUCGGUGAUCGUGGUCACGGUUUCAAUUCUACUAUCAAAGGAUACCUGCGUUAUGGUGGACAUUGGAAACCAAAAAUUCAUAGCCGUUACACUUCUGUUUGUAUUACAAAUGAACACAAUACGUCGCAAACAUGCUUAUUUCGCUUUUCGAAAACAAGUCAUCCGAACCGAAUAGUUGAAGAAAACGGAAAGACUAUAGUAAAGCCAGUAAAUGGAACCAGUAUGUGUUACAAUCCGGAGUGCAUAUCUGUUCGCAAUGGACAUUCUCACAAAGGAAGAGAUUCGUUGUCAUCCCUGGCCAUAGGUCUUACUGGUCUAGCAAAUUUGCUUUUUAAAACAACUUUUCCGGCAUUUAAUCCGAACAUCAGUCAAUUCAAUACUGAUUUUAACCAUUCUGCUCGAGCUUUCCUCAAUCGAAACGUUAGUGGGCAUGCUAUCGAUGAUAGCCAUACUUUUUGUAUACAAAAAAUAGGAGUUUAA